Molecule: messenger RNA, 2102 nt
Organism: Schistocerca piceifrons (Central American locust)
Lineage: Eukaryota; Metazoa; Arthropoda; Insecta; Orthoptera; Acrididae
Gene: AspRS
Product: aspartate--tRNA ligase, cytoplasmic
Exons: 13
Coding region: 246-1853 (535 amino acids)
Biological process (GO): aspartyl-tRNA aminoacylation
Cellular component (GO): aminoacyl-tRNA synthetase multienzyme complex; cytoplasm; cytosol
Molecular function (GO): ATP binding; RNA binding; aspartate-tRNA ligase activity
Source: RefSeq, a predicted model, not a curated record
UGUAUGCACACACAGAACUAUACAUGUGUUGAUUUGUUUACUUGAGAGGAAAUGUUAGGUUUGUGUGAAUAGUGAGGUGACCACAUCGUUCCGGUUUCCAAAAGUUUAGGGAAAUUUUUUGUGGUAAUUGAGUAAAAGAAAUUUUAGUUGCAAAAGAAAGUAACUGUUUAAAGGAAUUAAAUUUUUCACUCGCCAGUAGUGCGUAACCACGUGCAGUAAGUGUGGGCGUGUACAGCAAACACGAAAUGGUUAACACUAAAGAUGAAACCACGUCUUCUACACAGGAAGGAUCACCAGAAAAAUCGAAGCAGGCAUUAAAGAAAGAAGCUAAAGAGGCAGCAAAGAAAGCAAAGAAAGAAGAGAGAUUACAGCAAAAGGCAGCCCAAGAUGAUGCUUCGGAGCCUGAUUCUUGUGCAGGAAAGUAUGGUCAGCCUCCAAUGAUUCAGAGUGCGGAAAAGACUCAAAGGAACUUUGUCCAUGUUAAAGAUAUUAAGGAUGAGAUUGCUGGUCAGUGUGUUUGGGUUAGAGGUCGUUUACAUACUAGUAGAGCUAAAGGAAAACAGUGCUUUAUUGUUGUUAGACAGCAGGAGUACACUGUGCAAUGCCUGUUUGCCGUGGGAGAAAAAAUUAGUAAACAAAUGGUGAAAUUUGCUUCAAACAUAACAAAAGAAUCCAUAAUAGACGUUGAAGCUGUUGUUUCUAAAGUCCCACGUACUGUUGAUGGUUGUACUCAGAAGACAGUGGAAUUGCAUGGAUUACAAAUUUUUGUUGUCAGUGCUUCUAAAAGUCAGCUGCCUUUGCAAAUUGAAGAUGCUGCUCGUCCAGUAAAGGAUGAUGACAACAGUGAAGAAGGCCUGAAUAUUAGAGUUAAUCAAGAUACUCGCUUAGAUAACAGGGUAUUGGAUCUACGAACUCCAGCAAACCAGGCUAUUUUUAGAUUGGAAGCAGGUGUUUGUAAACUGUUCAGGGACCUUUUAUUCAACCAGGGGUUUGUUGAGAUACAUACGCCAAAAAUAAUUCCAGCUGCAAGUGAGGGUGGUGCUAAUGUUUUUACUGUUUCAUAUUUUAAAAGCUCAGCUUACUUAGCGCAGAGCCCUCAACUUUACAAACAGAUGGCUAUUGCAGCGGAUUUUGACAGGGUGUACACUGUGGGAGCAGUUUUUCGUGCUGAAGACAGUAAUACUCAUCGCCAUUUAACAGAAUUUGUUGGACUUGAUUUAGAAAUGGCUUUUAAAUACCACUACCAUGAAGUGAUAGACACUAUUGGGAACACUUUCACACAGAUCUUCAAGGGUCUACGUGACAAUUACGCUGAUGAAAUAGCUGCUGUAGCACAACAGUUUCCUGUGGAACCAUUUCGGUUUAUUGAUCCACCUCUGAAACUUGAAUUUAGUCAAGGUGUGAAGAUGUUACGUGAAGCAGGAGUUGAAAUGGGGGAUGAGGAUGAUCUUAGUACUACUAAUGAGAAAUUACUGGGACGCUUAGUUAAGGCGAAAUAUGACACUGAUUUUUAUAUUCUGGAUAAAUAUCCUCUUGCAGUGAGGCCCUUCUACACUAUGCCCGAUCCAAAAGACAAUAAAAAGUCAAACUCUUAUGAUAUGUUCAUGAGAGGCGAAGAAAUACUCUCUGGUGCACAGAGAAUUCAUGACCCAGAAUUUUUGACUGAAAGGGCAAAACUACUUGGCGUUGAUAUUGAAAAGAUCAAACCUUACAUUGAUUCUUUCCGUUAUGGAUGCCCACCACAUGCAGGAGGUGGAAUUGGAUUGGAAAGAGUUGUGAUGUUGUACUUGGGUUUGGAUAAUAUUCGUAAAACAUCAUUGUUCCCUCGUGAUCCAAAAAGAGUAACUCCAUGAGGACUCUGUUAUAGAAGGUGUGUGGCAUUGCUGUUAUUAUUAAUCAGAAUUGAGAGAAAUUUUAAUUUUGUGUGGCUGUGAUUUUAAAAUUUUGGACUGAAAUGGGUUCCAGUGUAGUCUUGUUAACAUAAAUACUCGUACUGCUGUGGUUUAAAUUUCUUAUGUGCCUUUUUUUAAGCAGUCUUGCACAUAAAGUUCAUUAAUAUGCCAAGUGUGAAAUGAUUUUAAAAUAAAAUUAUUUUUGAAAAA